Molecule: messenger RNA, 4356 nt
Organism: Oncorhynchus mykiss (rainbow trout)
Lineage: Eukaryota; Metazoa; Chordata; Actinopteri; Salmoniformes; Salmonidae
Cellular component (GO): nucleus; cytoplasm
Source: RefSeq, a predicted model, not a curated record
CCCCCAGAGUGUGGCAGCGCUCCGCCAUAUUGACUGUUGUCUUGACUGGAGAAGAUAGGGAAACAUUUGUGAUCCUAGAACAAAUAGAAACCGUGCUUUUAAACAUCUCUAAACUAGUGCAACCGUGACCAAAGGCUAUAUCCGAUAUCUGCGUGAUGGCGAGGAAGAAAAGCAAACAACAAGGAGUCGCGAGCAAGGAGUUAGUGUCCGGACAACAGAGCAUAUCGAAGAGCCCCGUCUCUCCCGGAGAUGCAGCUGGCGGUGAUGCAGGGCUGGAUAGACUGGCGGCCAGGGCGAAUCAGCCGAGGCACACCUGCUGCCUCCUGUGUCACCGUGAGUUUAAGGACUGGGGGGCGAGCUCUGCCAACGGUCUCCCUGGGGGUCACGGGGCGAAGCUAGCUGACACUGUCCCAGCCCUGUCCCAGGCCCUGCUCCGAGAGGUGCCGGGCCAGAAGCUGUCCGACACCGUGCCUUCGCUGAGCCAGUCUCUACUGGGAGAGGUUCCGCUCUGGAUCUGCCAGAGCUGCCGGAAGAGUGUUGAGGAAGAGGAGAGACAGAGCACCCAGGAAACGCCUGCACCGGUUCCGUUGUCCCACUCAUCGUUGUGUAAGGCUCAGAGUUGUGGGAAUGGUUACCCAGAGCAGAGCUCGGUAGACUGGGACCCAUCCUCCUUCCUCUCAGCCCACAAGCUUUCUGGUCUCUGGAACUCGGCUCACAGCAACGGAGGGAUCCACUGCAACCACAGCACUGCCUCGCACCCACAGCAAGGAACAGGGGGACCAGCGUGUCACGAGAAGCGAGGCUCUCAUGAGGCUCCUGGGAAAUCUGCUAAAACGCCUGGGGCCAAAGUGUGCCCCUACAGUCACCCUUCCCAGAAUUCCAGUGGUUCUUCCCCCGGGAACCCGCUCUCUACCUCCGGGGACCUCUGUAAGACCACCCCAAAGCACUUCAAGACCAUGUGCCGACGACCAACACCGCCUGGCGAAGCAUUCCACCCCAGCGACCACCACCAACACUCAGACCUGUCUGUCCCCCCCAACAGUCCCACUGGCCUCUCCUCCUCCUCUCAGCAUUCCUCUCUCCUGCCCCUCAAGCAGAGCUCCGGAGGGCAGCAGCACGGCCAUGUCACAUCCUCCUCCUCUCCCGGUCUAGCUGCUCACGCCCCCUUCUCCCCGCUGGUACCAAACCUCCAUGUCCCCGCGGCAGGGGCCAAGCUGGGGGCCCUGGGUGGCCCUGACUGCCCAACAGGGGCCAAGCUGGGGACCCUGAGUGGCCCUGACUGCUCAGCAGCGGUCCUCCAUAAGCCCUUGGCAUGUAAGAACUCACACAUUCCUCCUGUGAACGGCCAGCACAGCAAACUGGGCCCCUCCCUGAUGGGCUGUAACCACCCCUGUAAUGGCCACAGUGGGGGGGCGCUGCCCUCUUCCAACGUGGGACACCUGACCGCUGGGCAACACCUGACCGCUGGGCAACACCUGACCGCUGGGCAACACCUGACCGCUGGGCAACACCUGACCGCUGGGCAACACCUGGCCGCUGGGCAACACCUGACCGCUGGGCAACACCUGACUGCUGGGCAACACCUGACUGCUGGCGCCUGCAGGGACCAGGCGUGUAAAGGACAUAAGCUGUCUAACGGUGCGGGGGGGUUGUGUCACCCCCCUUCGGAGCUGGAGGAGGGAGAGGACGAGGACUCUAGUUCUGAGAGGAGCUCCUGUGCUUCCUCCUCAAACAACCAGAAGGAUGGGAAGUACUGUGACUGCUGCUACUGUGAGUUCUUCGGACACAACGCGCCCCCGGCGGCUCCGACCAGCCGUAACUACACAGAGAUCCGAGAGAAGCUCCGGUCCCGGCUGACGCGUCGUAAGGAGGAGUGUCUUCCCCAGAGACGGGACUCUGACCCGGCCGUGUCCACCUCCAUCGACCACCGAGACGUGGACGAGCUGCUGGACUUCAUCAACUCCUCAGAGCACAAACCAGCCAACAGCGCUAAGGCUGCCAAGCGGGCACGCCAUAAACAGAAGAAGAAGGAGAAGCAGACCCAGGCCGGUAGUGGUGAUGGUGAGGGAGCUGGUAGCGACCCCCCCUCCACCCCUCCAGAGCCCAGUGAGGACCCAGACCACCUCAGCCUGGAGGAGGAGGAGGAGGAGGAGGAGGAUGUGGAGUACGGUGAGGACCCGGAGGCUAGUCGGCUGCUGGAGUGGCCCCAGCUGGAACUAGAGAGGGUCAACUCCUUCCUGACCUCUCGGCUAGAGGAGAUCAAAAACACCAUCAAGGACUCUAUCCGGGCCUCGUUCUCCAUGUACGACCUCAACCUGGAUGUGAAUGACUUCCCCAAAAAAGCGGCUACUCUGGAGGGCAACCAUCUUCUCUCCCACCUCAACGGCUCCUCCUGCUCUGACCUGCAGCAGAUAGACCUCGACCUGGCCCCUCUCUCCCUGGGUACCUUCAAGAGCCAUCUGGACCUGGUCAGCGGCUGGGAGGAGGCCCAUCCCCGGGACAACUCCCCCAUCGGCCCCAUCUCACCCCCGGCUUGUGCUACUGUACCUGGGGUAGGGGGACCAUGGGCUGCGGCUGGUACUGUGGCGAAGGAUGUUCAGAGGCUCCACACCACCCCCAGCCUCUCCAAGCUGAUCCGGGUGCGCUCCCCAGAGAGGUGCCCCUCUGCUAGGCCUGAGAAUAAACACCAGGUCCCUGCUUCGAUCCAGACCCAGGGCUCUAUUAAGGUAGCUAAGCCUAAAGAGGAGACCCCAGCGGAGCCCAAGAACAUGACUACCCCUACACCUGGGGUUAAUGUUGGGGCUGGUAGGAACAUGACUACCCCUACUCCUGGGGUUAAUGUUGGGGCUGGUAGGAACAUGACUACCCCUACUCCUGGGGUUAAUGUUGGGGCUGGUAGGAACAUGACUACCCCUACUCCUGGGGUUAAUGCUGGGGCUGGUAGGAACAUGACUACCCCUACUCCUGGGGUUAAUGUUGGGGCUGGUAGGAACAUGACUACUCCUGGGUCUGGGGUUAAUGUUGGGGCUGGUAGGAACAUGACUACCCCUACUCCUGGGGUUAAUGUUGGGGCUGGUAGGAACAUGACUACUCCUGGGUCUGGGGUUAAUGUUGGGGCUGGUAGGAACAUGACUACCCCUACUCCUGGGGUUAAUGUUGGGGCUGGUAGGAACAUGACUACUCCUGGGUCUGGGGUUAAUGUUGGGGCUGGUAGGAACAUGACUACUCCUGGGUCUGGGGUUAAUGUUGGGGCUGGUAGGAACAUGACUACUCCUACUCCUGGGGUUAAUGUUGGGGCUGGUAGGAACAUGACUACCCCUACUCCUGGGGUUAAUGCUGGGGCUGGUAGGAACAUGACUACUCCUACUCCUGGGUCUGGGGUUAAUGCUGGGGCUGGUAAGCUGAAGAAGGGCAAGAAGCAGCAACGUCAGGACCAGCUGCCUCCAGAACAGAACCAGACCAGACCCGGAUCCAAAGCAGCUGCGGAGUUGCAGAAAACUGGUCCCAACAGUUCUGAUGCUGUGGGUUCUAAGGCUGGUUCUGGUUCCAAACCACCACCUCACUCGGCUGAGAGCCAGAGAACCGGGGCAAGGAGGGCGGAGGAGACCAGACCCACCCGUCAGCAGGCCACCAACGGGACAGUGAGUAGCUCUGGUGCUCCCAGCACCCAAAGAGGGAAGGGGGAGGAGCAAGAGGCCAAAGGUCACUCUGUCACCUCAACCAAUCACAACCAAGCCCAGCAGCAGCAGCAACCCAAGGGGAAGAAUAAGAAGAACAAGAACAAGGGAGAGAAAACCAGCCGCAACAUCGACGAUGUGUUUCUCCCUAAAGACGUGGACCCAAAAGAAAUGGAUGAGAUUGAUCGUGAGGUGGAAUACUUCAAAAGGUUUUGCCUUGACUCUGCUAAACAGACCCGUCAGAAGGUUGCAGUAAACUGGUCCAACUUUACCCUCAAAAAGGUUCCUUCCAACGCAGCCCAGUAACUGACCCCCCCCCCCCCCCCCCCCCCCAACACAACUAUGUCCAUACAACCCCGACGGCCUGAGGCCUUCUCUCAUUCCCACUCUUCGUCCUCCUCCUCUGUUUCCUCACCAAGCCAAGGGACCCUGGUGCAACACCAUUUUCCAGUCGGGACUGCGAUACUGCGUUGCUAUUGGCUGACAGCCAGGGAUCAUUCACACACAGGGGCGACUGAGACUAGACUUUGCUGUUUUGCAACGAGGGAGAAGAGAUCCAGGUUGAAACAUGGAGAACUGGCAGCCUUCUGUUUAUCAGAUCUAAUCUACUGUGUACUUCACUAUGUAGUAUGGAAAACAGUUACCUUAUACAAUAAAAAAAAAUGUAUUUUUAUUGCAA